GGAAGGAACCAUCGCUCUUCGCGAAAAAGAAAAUAAAAUAUCUACAGCCCUUUUAGCCUUGGCGUUUAAGCAAACGAAGUUAUUCCUACUCGGACAUAGUCGUUUUUACAAUUCAACUUUGAUUUGAUAACUGAUUGGCAUAACAAUGGAACCAUCCCAAAACGAACAUGGAAACCUCCAAAUAGGACAGAAUUCCAAACCUCCAGCAAACGAAGUUUCACAAGGAAAAACUGGCAUACACGGGACCUCCUAUCACCUGCGAGUGGCACUGGUGAUAAUGCUUCGUGCCAUUGACCUGCGUCGAAAAGGUAAAUUAUUCGACUUUAAGUUCACCAUGGAAGACCCUAACGCUGGCAAAUUUGAUGACGUCGUGUUUCGCUACUCUUUGUCGUCGACACCGGAAGAAUUCGAUUGUGUUUAUAUUCAGGCAAAACAUAUGCAGGUGAAAAAAACAUCAAUCACAAAGGAUGCUUUGCUCACGAAAUGGAACACUAAGGCCCAAUUUUCAAUUCCUAAGUAUUUUACGUCGUAUUUGCACGGAUAUGAUCCAUCUUUGAAGGGUUCCCAUACAUACAUUUUGUGCACCAACCAAUCAUUUGAUAAAAAACUCCUUAAUAAUAAUAAUUUUGUUCCGCGAGAGCCUGACGCCGACAACAUUCUAUCAUUCUGCAAGGUCAUAGAAGCAACGUGUUACAGAUUUAAUAGUCAAACAGAAAUUGAAAGUUUGAAGGAUGAGCUAAGAAUGGCUAGUUUAGAAAAGCUAGGAUGCAUGAUCGCAGAUUAUGUCCACAAGAAAAAGCAAAUGCCAUCGAACAUUUAUAUGUUCAAGAUUAACGUUAAUUUGAUUGCUAAAUGUGUCGAAAUUCAUGAUUCUGGAACACUUCAAUUCAAUGAAGAGUUUCGAGCUGCAGAUGAAUCAACACUCGUAGGAAGAUUAGGAUCCGGUUUUGUGCAGGAGUACAUCAAACUUACGAGGAAAAACGAAGUGAAUUGGGAAAAUGUUAGAAUUAAGGUAGAUCCAUCAUUUUCCGAAUCCAUUCUAGAUAUUGACAAGAAUUCAUUGUACGGCGAAACGCAAUACUAUGAAAUGGUUGACGUAAUCAUUCAACAGUUCUUCGAUAAGUUCAUGUUCGUGAGUGGAUCAAUGAGUGAAACGGAAAUGUUAAAGAAGAUUAACGAUUUAAUGCCACCAUGGAUGAGCAAUCGUGAAAGCACGUACAACAGUCUGCUCAGGUUGCUAUUGGACAGUAUGAAUAAAUCAACUCACAUAAAAUGGCAGGACUUGAAACAACACUUUGUUGAAACCAAUACCAAUGAAAUUUUUACCAUGGUUCGAUCAUCUACAAAUGAGUAUCUUGAUGCAAUGCAUGUCAGAUAUUCUGAUAUCAAUGUAGAACCAAAUCGUCUUAAAAAUGCACUGUAUGAUUUCAUUAACAAUACACCGCGUUAUGAUGUUUAUCCUUACCGUCACACAACGAAUAUGCAAGUGAACUGUUUAAUUGUUGCACAAACCUUGGCUUUGCGUCACUAUCGGUGUCUUUUUGUGGACGUCACUUCAUCCAAGUUUAAAGACAAAAUGUUUGAUGUCAUUGAUAAACUGAUGGAGUUCUUUGCAGCGGUUGAUCUAUCCAGUGAAUACAUUGUAACAAUUCUUGGACAGCAAGAAAGCGCUAUGCUUGGUGCAAUUAGACAUUGCACAGAGUCGUAUAAGACGAAAAUAAUCAUAGUAGAAGCAGCAACCGCAGACGACCUGUCGAAAGGUCGUUUGUUCGUUAGCGAUCUUACCGAGGAAGCCAGGAAGCAGUUGUUUGAGCAACAUGAUCACUUCAACCUGUUUGGAACGACUACUGCCCUAGACGCACUUGUGAGAGAUAAUGAUAGUUUGAGCUUGUUAUUCGAUGUUUUAGAUAAAAGUGGCAAAAUCGAAAUGGCAGAAAAUGUGAACGUAAAGAACUUUGAAAAAAUUGCAUCUUGGUACAUUCCGCGCUCCUGUGCACCAUACUCUGAAGAUAAGCAAAAAUUUGAACCGCAUUUGGUUGAACAGGAAAUCACUGCAGUAAUGCUACAAUCAAUCAUAGCCCAAAAACAGCAAGCUAGUCGAUUUCCUGCAGCUUUUAACAAUGUGAACAAUGGUAAAAUUCAUAUCUUUUUAGAUGAAGCCGGUUAUGGAAAAUCCACCUAUUUUACGUGGCUGGCAUCUGCCAUCUCGAAAGACAAUGCAUCGUUGUAUGUCAUUCGAAUGAAUGCUUUAGAACAUUCUCCUGAUUUCUCUGAUUUACAACAUUUAAACCCUGAAUCCCUUGAUGAUACACAAAUAAUCAGAAUCUUCUAUUGUCUUUGGCAUAUGACUCUCAUCGUUCCUAACAUCAAUAUUAGAUCAACUAAACAACUCGUUAACGAGAGAAAGAAGGCAAAAGACUUAGCAGAACAUUUAAGUGUUUCAAACAAUUCAAUUCAAAUUGAUGACGGAUUGAUGAAAGAAACACAACUAUCUGUUGACCUACUACUACAGUUGCGAUUCUUUGUAAGCAAACUUAACGGUCAGCAGUCAGUUUGUUUAUUAGACGGGGUUGACGAAAUAGCACCCCAUUACAAGGAUUUUGUUAUGGCAUAUUUCGCAAGAUUGGCUACUCUUCAUGGCAUUCGAAAUUUGUAUCUCUCGACUAGACCAUACAAUUUUACAGACGAAUUUAAGUACACUUUCUCUGGUUGUAAAAUGUGGCGAAUUGUACCCUUUUCUCAGACCGAUCGAGUACUAUUUUUCAUCAACUAUCUAGAGCGAGAAAUGGAAGAGUACAAAAUAAGCAAUGAAGACCUUCAGUUAAAGAUUUUGAAAAGUAUGUACACGUUUACAAACAACAGUAUACCAGAUAUGAAAAUCAUACCACUUUAUCUGGAUAUGGCCGCCAAUAUCUUCCUAUCGAAAGUAAAAACUCGUCAAAGCGUUCGAGGGCAAGCAGUGUCUACCGAACUGUUCGAAGAAACAAAGUUUGAUCAGUUACAAAUUAUAAGCUAUUUCAUAGACGAAAAAUUGAGAAUACGAAAUAACGAAAAGGCAGGAGACAUAGAUUUUGCAUCUAAAACUCCCGUUCAAAUAGAAUCACAUGUUAAAGCAAACAAUGAUUUAAAAAGCGGUCAUGCUCUGCUGGCCAUGUUGGUCAUUUUUAACAAAAGAGUUAACGACAUCUUGUUCACCGACGACGAACGCAAGCAAGCUGUCGGGUUUAUGCGGGAAGUAGUUGUAGGGAAUGAAAAGACUGGGAUUAUUCGAGAAAUUCGAGAUGAUGUACCCCAAUUCAGUCAUCGCAUUUUCGCUGAAUAUUUUUCAGCCUAUUGGAUAUACAGCAAUAAACAUCGCAUGAGAAGUGAGAGCUUCUUCCGAUCGUGGGAAUAUUGGGGUGUCGAGGAGUACCGCACUCGGGAUUUUCUUAAUCAUUUGAUACUAAGAGAUUGUGCGAGAGAGCGAAAUGAUAUUCACAUGGCUAUAAUCAAUCAAUCGGAACAACAGCUCCGUGAGCUGCUGUCCAAUGAUUCUUCUGUUGCAUUAUUGAAAGAUGCCGUUGGUCGUUUACCGCUUCACUUGGCAGUGAUAUAUCCUUCAAUAACAAUACAGAAAUUGCUUAUAGAAAAAACGCCUCGACAGUCUAUUAAUACGAAAGAUGACCUUUUAGGGUGGACCGCUUUAGAUUACGCAUUUGCCAUGAGGUGCAGUACAGCCGUCAAUGCUCUACUUACUGCUGAAGCUGAUGUGAAUAGGGACGCACUGCUUAAACAGAUAUUAUCAAACAAGUUAAAUCAUAUUUUAAUUAUUGCACACGAAAUCGACGUAUUGUUAAAGUUCCGUCACGAUCAUUUCCACACAAUUAUAAAACAAGUUCUCUUAGACCUAGUUGAAAAUUUGCUGAAUGAAAAACGUCUUAAAACACUUGUUAAUCAUAGAGAGCUUGAAUAUUUGACGGUCUUAGAGUACUGCUCGAAGUACAAUAUGAUUGGAUUGUUCGAGCAAUUGCUAUCUCAAAUUCGCAAACAAAGAAUGAUUUCAACGCAAGAAAUCAAUCAAGUUUUUAAAAUAGCAUCGGAGAACAAAGCACAUGAUAUAGUUGUACAUUUAACAGAACAAAUUUAUACGCUUCUUCCCGAACUAGAAAGUAUUCCUGGGCACAUUGCUGCUGUACGAGAUUCUAUCCAUGAAAAUUACAGCUAUUUAUUUCCACACAUUUUUAACGCAUUGUGCCUCCGUAUCAACACUCAUAUGGUAGACGAUACAGGCAUUGUCGUAGACGAUUAUACUCCGGGUGAUGACAGCAUACCACCGUUGGAUAAAAAACACUAUCCCAAAACUUGUUGUGUACAAAGUUCCACGAACGUUGGAAUGCCGUUGCCUGAAUAUGAUGAGAAAGAUAUCCUGAACGAAGGACACGUUAUCGAAGCUCUUCUCGCCACAGCAGUGCAUGAGGGGAACUUGCCGAUGGUGAAAUACAUUGUGCAGAAGACCAACAUGGCCAUCUCCAACAGAACCAUUGUGAUGGUCAUGAGAUUGUUACCGAAGAAGGAUGAUAUUUGUCAUGAGAAGUCGAUGGAUGCAUUCUCAUAUCUUCUGGAAAGAACGACCGAUCGGGAUAGUACCGACGACCAGGGUCGUAACCUUCUUCAUAUGACGGCUCAAAAUGGAUGUUUCUUCAUGUUGCGCUGUUUGAUCGCCAACGGGUUUGAUGCAGCAACGGCUAACAUAAGCAACGGUUGGAACGUCUUUCACUAUAUUGCGUUCAAUCAGGAUGAAGAUCGCACUGAUAAAAUAUUGGAAUUCUUGUUGAUUAAAGGCUACAUGCAUUGGUUCGAUGAUUUGGACCGUAUGGUCGACUCAGAGAGCAAUUUGCUAAAAGCAUGCACAAAUCAAAACACACAAAGUAAGGAAAAGCUCAACAAAAAACAGUAUGCCCUGCUAGCGUUGUACGUCAUAUUCAGUAAAGAGGACUUAGCUAAGCUGUUGUCCGACCCGGAACAGCAGGAAGCUAUGCAAUGUUUGCGGGAAGCAGGUCAGAGUAAUGCGAAGACUAGUAUUAUUCAACAAGUUCGCGAUGGUAUUCCCAAGUUUGCUCAAGUAAUAUUUGCGGAGUAUUAUGCUGCCUGUUGGAUAUUCGACAAUCAACAACGCAUGCGAAGUGAGAGCUUCUUCCGAUCGUGGACAUUUUGGACUGGAUACAGCGGAAGCAGUAAACAAUACCGAACUCGUGAUUUCCUAAAUCGUUUAAUAACAAAAGAUAGUGAGAGGUGUGAUCUUCACUUGGCUGUAAUCAAUCAAUCAGCACAACAAGUUCGUGCGUUACUCUCCAAGCAUCCUUCGGUUGUAUUCGAGAAGGAUGCCGUUGGUCGAUUACCGCUUCACUUAGCAGUGACAUAUUCAUCCGAAGAGAUAGUACAUAUGCUGACAGAAAAAAUGUCUCGUCAGGCAGUAAAUACAAAAGAUAAAUUUUUCCAGUGGACCGCUUUGGACUAUGCAUUUGCAAGUCGUUACGAAGAUACAGUACAACACCUGCUAACUGUUGGAGCAGUGGUGGAUGAGGACAACUUGCUCCAACAGAUAUUGUCAAACAAUUUACGGAGUUUAAUAACGGGUGCACAUUACUAUGCAGACUUUUUAAACUCUCAUGACCACUCCAGGGCGAUUGCGAAUCGACUACUCGUUCGAUCAGUAGAAUAUUUGCUCUACGAAAAACAGUUUGACGUGUUUUCUCGCCAUACGGAACUCGAAUCUUUGACAGUCUUAGAGUAUUGCUCGAAGUAUAAUAUGAUCGGUAUAUUCAAACAUCUUGUUUCCCAAUUGAGCAUUCGGGAAAGAAUAUCAACCGAACUUUCGAGUCAGUUGUUUCAAAUAGCAUCGGAGAACAAUGCACAUGAUAUUAAAACAUAUUUUGUGGAUGAAAACAAUUCGCUUCUUCCCCAAAUGAAAUCUGUGGCUGAGCUCAUCUCUGCCGUUAAGUCUUGUAUCAAUCGCAAUAAAAUCAGCUCAUUCAAGAGCCUUUUUCAUGCACUGUGCCUCCGUAUCAACACUCAUAUAGUAGCCGAUACAGACAUUGUCGUAGACGAUUAUGCUCCGGGUGAUGACAGCAUACCACCGUUGGAUAAAAAACACUAUCCAAAAAUUUGUUGUGUACAAAGUUCCACGAACGUUGGAAUGCCGUUGCCUGAAUAUGAUGAGAAAGAUAUCCUGAACGAAGGACACGUUAUCGAAGCUCUUCUCGCCACAGCAGUGCAUGAGGGGAACUUGCCGAUGGUGAAAUACAUUGUGCAGAAGACCAACAUGGCCAUCUCCAACAGAACCAUUGUGAUGGUCAUGAGAUUGUUACCGAAGAAGGAUGAUAUUUGUCAUGAGAAGUCGAUGGAUGCAUUCUCAUAUCUUCUGGAAAGAACGACCGAUCGGGAUAGUACCGACGACCAGGGUCGUAACCUUCUUCAUAUGACGGCUCAAAAUGGAUGUUUCUUCAUGUUGCGCUGUUUGAUCGCCAACGGGUUUGAUGCAGCAACGGCUAACAUAAGCAACGGUUGGAACGUCUUUCACUAUAUUGCGUUCAAUCAGGAUGAAGAUCGCACUGAUAAAAUAUUGGAAUUCUUGUUGAUUAAAGGCUACAUGCAUUGGUUCGAUGAUUUGGACCGUAUGGUCGACUCAGAUAGCAAUUUGCUAGAAGCAUGCACAAAUCAAAACACACAAAGUAAGGAAAAGCUCAACAAACAACAGUAUGCUCUGCUAGCGUUGUACGUCAUAUUCAGUAAAGAGGACUUAGCUGAGCUGUUGUUCGACCCGGAACAGCAGGAAGCUAUGCAAUGCUUGCGGAAAGCAGGUCAGAGUAAUGCGAAGGCUAGUAUUAUUCAACAAGUUCGCGAUGGUAUUCCCAAGUUUGCUCAAGUAAUAUUUGCGGAGUAUUAUGCUGCCUGUUGGAUAUUCGACAAUCAACAACGCAUGCGAAGUGAGAGCUUCUUCCGAUCGUGGACAUUUUGGACUGGAUACAGCGGAAGCAGUAAACAAUACCGAACUCGUGAUUUCCUAAAUCGUUUAAUAACAAAAGAUAGUGAGAGGUGUGAUCUUCACUUGGCUGUAAUCAAUCAAUCAGCACAACAAGUUCGUGCGUUACUCUCCAAGGAUCCUUCGGUUGUAUUCGAGAAGGAUGCCGUUGGUCGAUUACCGCUUCACUUAGCAGUGACAUAUUCAUCCGGAGAGAUAGUAAAUAUGCUGACAGAAAAAAUGUCUCGUCAGGCAGUAAAUACAAAAGAUAAAUUUUUCCAGUGGACCGCUUUGGACUAUGCAUUUGCAAAUCUUUACGAAGAUACAGUACAACACCUGCUAACUGUUGGAGCAGUGGUGGAUGAGGACAACUUGCUCCAACAGAUAUUGUCAAACAAUAUAUUUUCGUUAAUAUGGGGUGCACAUCUUUAUGCAGACUUUUUAAACUCUCAUGACCACUCCAGGGCGAUUGCGAAUCGACUACUCGUUCGAUCAGUAGAAUAUUUGCUCUACGAAAAACAGUUUGACGUGUUUUCUCGCCAUACGGAACUCGAAUCUUUGACAGUCUUAGAGUAUUGCUCGAAGUAUAAUAUGAUCGGUAUAUUCAAACAUCUUGUUUCCCAAUUGAGCAUUCGGGAAAGAAUAUCAACCGAACUUUCGAGUCAGUUGUUUCAAAUAGCAUCGGAGAACAAUGCACAUGAUAUUAAAACAUAUUUUGUAGAUGAAAACAAUUCGCUUCUUCCCCAAAUGAAAUCUGUGGCUGAGCUCAUCUCUGCCGUUAAGUCUUGUAUCAAUCGCAAUCAAAUCAGCUCAUUCAAGGGUCUUUUUCACGCACUGUGCCUCCGUAUCAACACUAAUAUUGUAGACGAUACAGACAUUGUCGUAGACGAUUAUGCUCCGGGUGAUGACAGCAUACCACCGUUGGAUAAAAAACACUAUCCCAAAACUUGUUGUGUACAAAGUUCCACGAACGUUGGAAUGCCGUUGCCUGAAUAUGAUGAGAAAGAUAUCCUGAACGAAGGACACGUUAUCGAAGCUCUUCUCGCCACAGCAGUGCAUGAGGGGAACUUGCCGAUGGUGAAAUACAUUGUGCAGAAGACCAACAUGGCCAUCUCCAACAGAACCAUUGUGAUGGUCAUGAGAUUGUUACCGAAGAAGGAUGAUAUUUGUCAUGAGAAGUCGAUGGAUGCAUUCUCAUAUCUUCUGGAAAGAACGACCGAUCGGGAUAGUACCGACGACCAGGGUCGUAACCUUCUUCAUAUGACGGCUCAAAAUGGAUGUUUCUUCAUGUUGCGCUGUUUGAUCGUCAAAGGGUUCGAUCCAGCAACGGCUAACAUAAGCAACGGUUGGAACGUCUUUCACUAUAUUGCGUUCAAUCAGGAUGAAGAUCGCACUGAUAAAAUAUUGGAAUUCUUGUUGAUUAAAGGCUACAUGCAUUGGUUCGAUGAUUUGGACCGUAUGGUCGACUCAGAUAGCAAUUUGCUAGAAGCAUGCACAAAUCAAAACACACAAAGUAAGGAAAAGCUCAACAAACAACAGUAUGCUCUGCUAGCGUUGUACGUCAUAUUCAGUAAAGAGGACUUAGCUGAGCUGUUGUUCGACCCGGAACAGCAGGAAGCUAUGCAAUGCUUGCGGGAAGCAGGUCAGAGUAAUGCGAAGACUAGUAUUAUUCAACAAGUUCGCGAUGGUAUUCCCAAGUUUGCUCAAGUAAUAUUUGCGGAGUAUUAUGCUGCCUGUUGGAUAUUCGACAAUCAACAACGCAUGCGAAGUGAGAGCUUCUUCCGAUCGUGGACAUUUUGGACUGGAUACAGCGGAAGCAGUAAACAAUACCGAACUCGUGAUUUCCUAAAUCGUUUAAUAACAAAAGAUAGUGAGAGGUGUGAUCUUCACUUGGCUGUAAUCAAUCAAUCAGCACAACAAGUUCGUGCGUUACUCUCCAAGGAUCCUUCGGUUGUAUUCGAGAAGGAUGCCGUUGGUCGAUUACCGCUUCACUUAGCAGUGACAUAUCUAUCCGGAGAGAUAGUAAAUAUGCUGACAGAAAAAAUGUCUCGUCAGGCAGUAAAUACAAAAGAUAAAUUUUUCCAGUGGACCGCUUUGGACUAUGCAUUUGCAAGUCGUUACGAAGAUACAGUACAACACCUGCUAACUGUUGGAGCAGUGGUGGAUGAGGACAACUUGCUCCAACAGAUAUUGUCAAACAAUUUACGGAGUUUAAUAACGGGUGCACAUUACUAUGCAGACUUUUUAAACUCUCAUGGCCACUCCAGGGCGAUUGCGAAUCGACUACACGUUCGAUCAGUAGAAUAUUUGCUCUACGAAAAACAGUUUGACGUGUUUUCUCGCCAUACGGAACUCGAAUCUUUGACAGUCUUAGAGUAUUGCUCGAAGUAUAAUAUGAUCGGUAUAUUCAAACAUCUUGUUUCCCAAUUGAGCAUUCGGGAAAGAAUAUCAACCGAACUUUCGAGUCAGUUGUUUCAAAUAGCAUCGGAGAACAAUGCACAUGAUAUUAAAACAUAUUUUGUAGAUGAAAACAAUUCGCUUCUUCCCCAAAUGAAAUCUGUGGCUGAGCUCAUCUCUGCCGUUAAGUCUUGUAUAAAUCGCAAUCAAAUCAGCUCAUUCAAGGGUCUUUUUCACGCACUGUGCCUUCGUAUCAACACUAAUAUUGUAGACGAUACAGACAUUGUCGUAGACGAUUAUGCUCCGGGUGAUGACAGCAUACCACCGUUGGAUAAAAAACACUAUCCCAAAACUUGUUGUGUACAAAGUUCCACGAACGUUGGAAUGCCGUUGCCUGAAUAUGAUGAGAAAGAUAUCCUGAACGAAGGACACGUUAUCGAAGCUCUUCUCGCCACAGCAGUGCAUGAGGGGAACUUGCCGAUGGUGAAAUACAUUGUGCAGAAGACCAACAUGGCCAUCUCCAACAGAACCAUUGUGAUGGUCAUGAGAUUGUUACCGAAGAAGGAUGAUAUUUGUCAUGAGAAGUCGAUGGAUGCAUUCUCAUAUCUUCUGGAAAGAACGACCGAUCGGGAUAGUACCGACGACCAGGGUCGUAACCUUCUUCAUAUGACGGCUCAAAAUGGAUGUUUCUUCAUGUUGCGCUGUUUGAUCGCCAACGAGUUUGAUGCAGCAACGGCUAACAUAAGCAACGGUUGGAACGUCUUUCACUAUGUUGCGUUCAAUCAGGAUGAAGAUCGCACUGAUAAAAUAUUGGAAUUCUUGUUGAUUAAAGGCUACAUGCAUUGGUUCGAUGAUUUGGACCGUAUGGUCGACUCAGAUAGCAAUUUGCUAGAAGCAUGCACAAAUCAAAACACACAAAGUAAGGAAAAGCUCAACAAACAACAGUAUGCUCUGCUAGCGUUGUACGUCAUAUUCAGUAAAGAGGACUUAGCUAAGCUGUUGUCCGACCCGGAACAGCAGGAAGCUAUGCAAUGUUUGCGGGAAGCAGGUCAGAGUAAUGCGAAGGCUAGUAUUAUUCAACAAGUUCGCGAUGGUAUUCCCAAGUUUGCUCAAGUAAUAUUUGCGGAGUAUUAUGCUGCCUGUUGGAUAUUCGACAAUCAACAACGCAUGCGAAGUGAGAGCUUCUUCCGAUCGUGGACAUUUUGGACUGGAUACAGCGGAAGCAGUAAACAAUACCGAACUCGUGAUUUCCUAAAUCGUUUAAUAACAAAAGAUAGUGAGAGGUGUGAUCUUCACUUGGCUGUAAUCAAUCAAUCAGCAGAACAAGUUCGUGCGUUACUCUCCAAGCAUCCUUCGGUUGUAUUCGAGAAGGAUGCCGUUGGUCGAUUACCGCUUCACUUAGCAGUGACAUAUCUAUCCGGAGAGAUAGUAAAUAUGCUGACAGAAAAAAUGUCUCGUCAGGCAGUAAAUACAAAAGAUAAAUUUUUCCAGUGGACCGCUUUGGACUAUGCAUUUGCAAAUCGUUACGAAGAUACAGUACAACACCUGCUAACUGUUGGAGCAGUGGUGGAUGAGGACAACUUGCUCCAACAGAUAUUGUCAAACAAUUUACGGAGUUUAAUAACGAGUGCACAUUACUAUGCAGACUUUUUAAACUCUCAUGGCCACUCCAGGGCGAUUGCGAAUCGACUACACGUUCGAUCAGUAGAAUAUUUGCUCUACGAAAAACAGUUUGACGUGUUUUCUCGCCAUACGGAACUCGAAUCUUUGACAGUCUUAGAGUAUUGCUCGAAGUAUAAUAUGAUCGGUAUAUUCAAACAUCUUGUUUCCCAAUUGAGCAUUCGGGAAAGAAUAUCAACCGAACUUUCGAGUCAGUUGUUUCAAAUAGCAUCGGAGAACAAUGCACAUGAUAUUAAAACAUAUUUUGUAGAUGAAAACAAUUCGCUUCUUCCCCAAAUGAAAUCUGUGGCUGAGCUCAUCUCUGCCGUUAAGUCUUGUAUAAAUCGCAAUCAAAUCAGCUCAUUCAAGGGUCUUUUUCACGCACUGUGCCUCCGUAUCAACACUAAUAUUGUAGACGAUACAGACAUUGUCGUAGACGAUUAUGCUCCGGGUGAUGACAGCAUACCACCGUUGGAUAAAAAACACUAUCCCAAAACUUGUUGUGUACAAAGUUCCACGAACGUUGGAAUGCCGUUGCCUGAAUAUGAUGAGAAAGAUAUCCUGAACGAAGGACACGUUAUCGAAGCUCUUCUCGCCACAGCAGUGCAUGAGGGGAACUUGCAGAUGGGGAAAUACAUUGUACAGAAGACCAACAUGGCCAUCUCCAACAGAACCAUUGUGAUGGUCAUGAGAUUGUUACCGAAGAAGGAUGAUGUUUGUCAUGAGAAGUCGAUGGAAGCAUUCUCAUAUCUUCUGGAAAGAACGACCGAUCGGGAUAGUACCGACGACCAGGGUCGUAACCUUCUUCAUAUGACGGCUCAAAAUGGAUGUUUCUUCAUGUUGCGCUGUUUGAUCGUCAAAGGGUUUGAUGUAACGGUAGUAAACCAGAAAAAUGAUGAUGAUGUUUUUCAUUACGUUGCUUUCGAUCAGGAUGAGGAUCGUAAACAAAAAAAGGUUGAACUAAUUGUUGAGAAAAUGAGGCAACUACAGCGAGUUACUUUGGUUUCUUCAGUAAAUGUUGGAUGAAAUACGCGUUCAGAUUUUGACUUACAAUAAACUGAUUGGAUAGAUCAUAUAACAGAACGGAACUGAUGAGAGACCAUAUAAUUUUUAAACUGAUUCAGAUUUGCAAUAAACAAUAGUUCAACCGUAGAAUUAAACGCCGCAUAGUCCUUGACUUCUGAGGCCCAAAACGUUUGAGGACUUUAUAUUGUAGACGAUACCUUGUGUUAUGCGGUCGCUUUACUGUCCCACCGUUGUCCUAAGACUUGAACGAGUGCAAAAAUCAUUAAAAGUCCUUGCUAUCCAAUUCGUUGUCAAGAAUAGGGGCGGGACAGUCUUGAAGUGAAAUAAUACGCUCCCAUGCCAAGCCCUUUUCAUCUCCUCAACCCUGCUCAAUAAUUCGACGUCUCUAGGCUAUUUUCCACAUUAAAACUUUACGUUCCUUGCUGUAUGCUUCGAUCCCGUACCUCUUCCAUAUACGUUAAGAAUAGUUAUUAAACUUAGUUUGUUUAAUAGCUUAGAUAUGUCGUUAGAUUAGUUGUUAAGUUUAUAAAUUCAU
Molecule: messenger RNA, 12617 nt
Organism: Anopheles moucheti
Lineage: Eukaryota; Metazoa; Arthropoda; Insecta; Diptera; Culicidae
Exons: 2
Coding region: 146-12082 (3978 amino acids)
Molecular function (GO): protein binding
Source: RefSeq, a predicted model, not a curated record